GGCAGCACUUGACGUGCCUGAACCCUCUCUUUUCUGCAAUUCAAGGGAAAGACGAGAUCUUGCACAAGGUACCCUGUGUUUGCCCUCCACCAGGGAAGGCAGGCAUGGAGCUUCUCCGGCUGCUUAUCCUGCUCGCCGUCACAGAGCUGUCCGGAGCCCACAACAUGACGGUGUUCCAGGGCAUGGCAGGCCAGUCCCUGCAGGUCUCCUGCCCCUACAACUCCUUGAAGCACUGGGGAAGACGCAAAGCCUGGUGCCGCCAGCUGGAUGAAGGGGGCCCGUGCCAGCGGGUCGUUAGCACCCACCGCUCAUGGAUGCUGUCCUUCCUAACGAGGCGGAAUGGGAGCACGGCCAUUGUGGAUGACGCCCUGGGUGGCACUCUCACCAUCACGCUGCGGAAUCUUCAAGCCCACGAUGCUGGCCUCUACCAGUGCCAGAGUCUGUACGGGGAUGAGGCCGACACCCUCAGGAAGGUCCUGGUGGAGGUGCUGGCUGACCCCCUUGAUCACCUGGACCCUGGAGAUCUCUGGAUCCCCGAAGAGUCCAAAGGCUUCAAGGACAUCCAUGUGGAGCCCAGCAUCUCCAGGAGUCUCUCCAAAGAGGACAUGCCCUUCCCACCCACUUCCAUCCUUCUCCUCCUGGCCUGCAUCUUUCUCAGCAAGUUUCUAGCAGCCAGUGCCCUCUGGGCUGUGGCCUGGCGUGGGCAGAAACUGGCCAGUGAGCCGCACUGUGGCCAUGACCCAGGUUACCAGCUCCAGACCCUAACAGAGCGGAGAGACACAUGAGAGAAGAGGACCCCCGAUGGGACGAGGCC
Messenger RNA from Odobenus rosmarus divergens (Pacific walrus), 814 nucleotides. RefSeq names its product triggering receptor expressed on myeloid cells 2 (gene TREM2). The transcript is spliced from 5 exons. Bases 105 to 785 code for a protein of 226 amino acids. Gene Ontology annotation, molecular function: signaling receptor activity. Gene Ontology annotation, cellular component: cell surface. Lineage: Eukaryota; Metazoa; Chordata; Mammalia; Carnivora; Odobenidae. The record is from RefSeq and is a predicted model, not a curated record.